This is a messenger RNA of Zea mays, 1246 nucleotides long. Its product is annotated as calmodulin-binding transcription activator 3-like. The transcript is spliced from 3 exons. Lineage: Eukaryota; Viridiplantae; Streptophyta; Magnoliopsida; Poales; Poaceae. The record is from RefSeq and is a predicted model, not a curated record. Bases 551 to 1045 code for a protein of 164 amino acids. Gene Ontology annotation, cellular component: nucleus. Gene Ontology annotation, molecular function: double-stranded DNA binding; transcription coregulator activity; protein binding. Gene Ontology annotation, biological process: regulation of transcription by RNA polymerase II.
UAAUUUUAGGGAGCGGACAGUUGGUGCCCUGAUAGCAAGCGGAGCUGCAUCAGGUGCUUUAACAGAUCCAACGCAGCAGUAUCCAUCUGGAAGAACUCCUGCUGAUUUAGCAUCAGAAAAUGGUCACAAAGGCAUUGCUGGUUUUCUUGCAGAGUCUGCUUUGACAAGUCACCUCUCAGCUCUUACAUUAAAAGAGUCGCCGAGUGGCAAUGUGGAAGAAAUAUGUGGAUUAACAGCAGCUGAAGGUUUUGCAGUAUCAAGUUCUUCCCAGCUUGCAUGUGUUAAUUCUCAGGAAGAGUCCUUAAAAGAUUCACUUGGUGCAGUUCGUAAAUCAACUCAAGUAGCAGCCAGAAUAUUUCAAGCUUUUAGGGUGGAAUCAUUCCACAGAAAGAAGGUUAUUGAAUAUGGAGAUGAUGAUUGUGGAUUGUCUGAUGAACGCACACUUUCACUUGUUUCCCUUAGAGACCCGAAAUCUGGACACGGUGAUUCACAUUUUGCUGCUGUUCGUAUCCAAAACAAGUUCAGAUGAUGGAAAGGAAGAAAAGAGUUUAUGCUUAUCCGGCAGAAAAUUGUGAAGAUACAGGCCCAUGUACGUGGACAUCAGGUAAGGAAAAACUAUCGGAAGGUAGUCUGGUCUGUUGGCAUCGUGGAGAAAGUCAUACUGAGGUGGAGGAGAAAGGGAAGGGGUCUGCGAGGUUUCCAACCUGAGAAACAACUUGAAGGUCCAUCAUGGCAGAUCCAACCUGCAAAGGCUGAGGCUGAGGAUGAAAAUGACUUCUUGAAGGAUGGCAGGAAACCGGCUACAGGCAGGUUGGAUAGAGCACUGGCUCGUGUGCGUUCCAUGAAUCAGUAUCCUGAAGCAAGAGACCAGUACCGCAGGCUGCAAGCCUGUGUUAACAGCCUACGAGAGUCCCAGGCGAUGCAGGACAGGAUGCUGGCUGAUUCAGCUGGCACCGAUGGGGGUGAUUUCAUGACUGAAUUGGAGGAGCCAUAUGCUUCUAAGAGCAUGCCAAAGAGAGAACAAUUUCCUAUUGCAGAUUGCUAAAGAGAGAACAAUUAAAGAGAAUCAUACAACCUGAAGAGUACAACAAAGCCAUAUGCUUCUAAGAGCAUGCCAAGAAAGGGCCACCCAAUAAGAACCAGAAAAAAGCUAGCACCAAAUGAGAUAGUACCCUAUUUAUUACAUCAGAUAAUUAGAUAUCAUGGAUUUUAAAGCCCCUCGGUGAUGGGGUGGCUCAGCCCUCAG